This is a messenger RNA of Metopolophium dirhodum (rose-grain aphid), 4346 nucleotides long. Its product is annotated as arrestin domain-containing protein 3-like. The coding region runs from base 290 to 1483 and encodes 397 amino acids. The record is from RefSeq and is a predicted model, not a curated record. Lineage: Eukaryota; Metazoa; Arthropoda; Insecta; Hemiptera; Aphididae. The transcript has 10 exons. Gene Ontology annotation, biological process: protein transport. Gene Ontology annotation, cellular component: cytoplasm.
GCUGAGCCGUUCGAUAGCGUUUUGCACGUAAGGCUUACGGAAAAAUAAAACGACACAGUGUGCUUUGAUAAAAUAAUUUUUUUUAACUAUAAAAUUGUACCUGCGGUGUUGUUGAUAUCAAAAAAAAAAAUCAUCAUUUCCCCCCGUGCGUACUGGUGGGAGUGCGACCCAGUGGGAGUGCGGGGUUACCGGCCCAAAUAGAGCGCUUGUAGGGGCCGUCAAGUGCUUAAAAUACGGAAUUCGAUUGUUUUGAAUUAAUAUUCUUAAUUGGAAAAAAAUCAACUGCGGUAUGGAUUACAUAAGAGAGUUUGACAUAAGAUUAGACAAGGAAAUGUUUUACGCAGGAGAAAUUCUGGAAGGCCACGUGGUUCUAGACACAAUCGAAAACUUCAAAUUGAAAACCGUUCGAAUCGUCCUCAGGGGCAAGGCCCACGCGGAGUGGCAAGUGCUGGUCAGCGGUGAUCGUUCAGCUAUAAAAGACGAUCAAUACUUCAUCGACAAUCGUUCGUUAAUCUUCGGAAAAGUAGACCGGCAAGAAGGUCCCGCUCCGAUACUGCCGCGCGGAAUUCACCACUUCCCGUUCAAGUUUCAACUUCCUCAGAGCUCGCUGCCUUGUUCGUUCGAGAGCAAACCCGGAUACGUCAGAUACUACAUCAAGGUCACUCUCGACAUACCGUACGCGUCUCCUCCGCAAGGCAUGAAGUACUUCACCAUCAUAGGACCACACAUUGACUGCAUGGACGAUCAAUAUCUGAAGCCAAUUGGUGCGCUGGAAAAACGGACUAAAUGCUGUUUGUGCUGCAAAAGCAACAGAGUGGUAUUGCAGUGUUUACUUGAAAGGUCGGCGUACGUGUGCGGUGAGGCACUGAGGUUAAAAGCCAACAUAAAAAAUCAAAAUGAAAAGGACAUCAGGCUGAAAGUCAGAUUACUGCAGAACGUACACUAUUCGGUGGAACGAGGCAUGCUGGGCGUCCAAAAUCAAAAGGACGUCCAACACUCGGUGUUGGAGUACAUCGGCGAGCCGAUACGAACAGGAUGCGAAUCGCAAUGGGAUUCUGCCGACGGUCUGGUCCUGCCAGUGAUGCCGCCUACAUUGGUCGGCAACUGCAGGCUGUUGCAAAUAUAUUACGUACUCAAGGUGUGCGUGGAUUUGGGUAAGGGAGACGAAGACCUCAACAUAACGUUUCCGAUAACAAUAGCCACUGUGCCGUUCAGGAUACCAAACUGUAACAAGACUCCUCAAAUACAUUACAGUGUCGCGUGCGAUCACGUGGAGGGCGGUAGGUACAUCGGGCCGGAGUUCUUGCUGGGCGGUCACGUUUACGACGGGUCGCAGACCGAACAGAUCGUCCUGUACCGUCCGGUGUACGUGAGCGUACGUCAGCCGAACUGCAACUCGACGUCGGCGGCGGCGGCGGCGGUGACGACAGCGGCGGCGACGACAGCGGCGACGACCACCACGACCACGACGACGACCACGUGAACGAAUGCAAAUCCGACGACGGCGACGCGUUUUCGAUUCAUAUGUUAAUAUAUUAUUAUUAUUAUUAUUAUUUUAGACUGUAGUUUAUUAUUUAUCCGGUCGACGGUAAAAUAUCCGUCGUACGUUUAUUGAGUGUGUGAGAGUGUGUGCGUGUGUGUGUGUGUGCGUGUGUGUGUGUGGGCGCGCGCGUGUUGGGAGGGGUGUGGAGGAUACUAAACUGUAUAGUCCAGACUGCAGACUUGCCAUCCAAAUAUCCAAUAUUAUUUCCUUUAGGUAGGUAGGUACCUACAACAUGGCACCCAAUGGCAGCCCCGUUUAUAUAAUAUAAACAACAAAUGUAUUCAAUUUUCGUGAUCCAAAACGAAUUUCAUAAGUGUGAGCCACCCUAUAUAUAUAUAUAUAUGUAUAUAGCAACCUAAGCAACCUGUAGACUGUAGAGGUUGAAAAACGAAGAAAGGAAAAAAAACACUACCUAGUAAACUAUAAGUUUCCAAGUCAAUAAGCCUUAUUAUACUAACGUACAUUCAUUUAUACAUAUUAUAUGGAUAGAUUAUAAUAUUAAUAAAUUAAAAAUCUUCGUAUAACAUCAAAUACGCUUAGGGCCGUUCUUACAAUGUCCGGUAAAGUGUCGGUUAACGCUAACCGACUGAUAACAGAUUUUUUACCGGCAGAAUUCGGCCGGUUAAGUGUCAGUUAACUUUAACCGGACAUUGUAAGAACGGCCCUUAGUCUGUGACAGCGUGGUGCGGUCUUAACCAUCAGACUUUUUAUCGUCCCUCCUGAAUAAACGAAACUGUAUUUCACAAUAUUUAAACAUUUUUGUAGGCAUGCGGUGACACCAGACCGAGAAUAUACAAUAAACACUAUUAUACGAGUCCCGUGUACCUGCUACGACUACUAACCAUCCUCCGCCCCGGAAUAAUACUAAUAUUCCUGCCCAUAUCAUGCUCUUACUCGCCGAUAAACGCAGAGCCAGAACCCAAUGGCAUAGAUUUAAAUACCCAUCGGACAAAGCAACGUUUAAUUAUCUGAAAAAUAAACUAAACAAAGCUAUUCAUAAACUCAAAAACGAAAGCUAUCAAAACUACAUCCAAAACCUCUCAACUAAAGACUCAUCUUUAUGGAAGGCCACUAAAAAAUUAAUCCAUCACAAGCUACCAUCCCCCCCACUCCGUAUGCCAAACAAUUCGUGGGCCUCCUCUGACUCCGAUAAAGCCAGCAUUUUCGCCGAACACUUAGCUAACGUUUUCAAACCACAUAAUAUCAUCCCAAAUAAAAUUCAUACUCUAAAUAUUACUAGAUUUCUUGAAUCCCCUCUCCCCAUGGCCCUCCCUGCCAAACAUACUAGCCCGGGUGAAAUUCAAUACAUCAUCCGCAAACUCCCAACCAAAAAAGCCCCUGGGCACGACCUAAUAAGCAACUUAGUUGUCAAACACCUCCCUGAAAAAUCUAUCAUUCUUUUAGCACUAAUUUUCAACUCUAUGUUUCGUUUAUCCUACUUUCCUACAGCCUGGAAACAUUCAAACAUAAUCCAAAUCCUAAAACCGGACAAACCGCCUGAUAUCCCGUCUUCCUAUAGACCAAUCUCUCUCCUCCCCACAUUCGCAAAAAUUUUUGAAAAAAUACUCCUCAAAAGGCUUCUUCCACUAUCGGACAAACUCAACAUCAUCCCAAACCACCAAUUUGGAUUUAGGUCCAAGCACUCCACCAUCCACCAACUCCACCGCACUGUCGACUUAAUCUCUACCAGCAUGGAAUCAAAACUUUACUGUGCGGCUGUACUCCUUGACGUGGCUCAGGCCUUCGACAAGGUGUGGCAUGAAGGACUUCUCUUCAAACUCAAAAAAUUCCUCCCUGCCCCCUACUACCUUCUCUUAAAAUCAUACCUCGAAAAUCGCACCUUCUGUGUCCGCGUUAACAACAGCUACUCAUCAAACUUCCAAAUACUAGCUGGAGUCCCUCAAGGAAGUGACAUAGCUCCCUUCUUAUACUCUAUAUUCGCCCACGACACUCCGACCUCUCCCCAUACAUCACUGGGUACAUAUGCUGACGACACGAUAAUCCUGGCUUCAAACCAUGACCCCCAGGUAGUAUCUCUCCGGCUACAAAAUCAUCUCAACUCGAUUCAACUAUGGUCAAACCGCUGGAAGAUCAAAAUUAAUGAAGCUAAAUCAUCCUUUAUCACUUUCUCUCUUAGACCAGGGGACUGCCCCUCUGUAUCGUUUAAUAAUAAUCAAAUCCCAAUCACCCCGACAAUAAGAUACCUAGGUUUGAUCUUUGACAGGCGCCUCACAUGGGCCCAACACCUUAAAAUAAAAAGAAAAACAGUCAACUCCAGACUCCAUUUACUCCGCCCACUUCUUAGAUCCAAGACAUCAUUAAAAAAUAAACUAUUAAUAUACAAAACCAUCAUCAGACCUGUUUGGUCCUAUGGCAUCCAGAUUUGGGGCUCUGCCAAACCCUCCAACACGAGAACAAUCCAGGCAUUCCAGUCUAUCUGUCUGAGGCAAAUUGUCUCUGCUCCAUGGUUUAUCACAAAUAACAAUCUCCACAAAGAUCUAAAUAUUCCAUCGCUCUCUCAAUUAACAAAGUCUCACUACGUCUCCUUUCAUUCCAAGUUAAUCCAACACUACAAUCCAUUAAUAAAACGCAUAUCUUCUCUAACAAUCCCUGAUAACCCCCAGAGACGCUUAAAACGCUCCUGGCCUAGAGACCUUCUAAUUUAAUCUGUCGGGUGGCACUACUGAGUGCCCUCCCCUAUCUGUUAUUCUCGACAUGUAUAUACUUUAUCUAAAUUACUUAUUGUACCAAAUUGUAUAGAUUGUAAUUAUAUUUUAAAUAAAAAAAAAAAAAAAAAAAAAAA